Messenger RNA from Camelina sativa (false flax), 666 nucleotides. Lineage: Eukaryota; Viridiplantae; Streptophyta; Magnoliopsida; Brassicales; Brassicaceae. The record is from RefSeq and is a predicted model, not a curated record.
AUGGAGAAAGAAACGUCGAAGUGGGAAGAUGAGUACAAAAGCACUAAGGCUACUGGAAAGAAUGUAGCCAUCGAAUACGGUACAAGUUCUCUCAAAGGUGUUCUAAGCAGUGAGACUGUCAAUGUUGGUGGAAUUACGAUAACCAAUCAGUACUUUACAGAGGCUCUUGCUACCAAGAAGGCUGAUCCACUUCUGAAAGCGCCCUUUGAUGGUAUACUGGGACUUGGAAAUCCUCAUGAUUCUGCUACAAGAACUCUUUCUGUUUGGGAGUCGAUGAUAAGGCAAGGUAAGGUUAAGAAGAAAAUAUUCUUCAUCUGGCUUGGAAGACCUUCUCUCUUUAGAAAAUACUUCUUCCAAAUGAGCAACAUAUUAGUCGGUUCAAAAGACACCAAUGUUUGCUCAAGGGGCUGCCAAGUUUUUAUUGACUCAGGGAAUUCAAACAUGGACAUCAAUGAUAGUACCAAACUAUCACCAGAUUGCUCAAAUGAUAAGAAGCUGCCUGAUGUAACCUUUACAAUUGCUGGAAGGAGUUUCUCAGUCAGUCGUCGUGAUUAUAUAUAUAAGGUGAACAAAAAUGAGUGCUUAAGUAGAUUCGUGGAGACAAAAGAUGAAUACUGGACACUUUGCAUGUCAUUCAUGCGUGCCGUUCACACGGUGUAUGACUGA